Molecule: messenger RNA, 4841 nt
Organism: Colius striatus (speckled mousebird)
Lineage: Eukaryota; Metazoa; Chordata; Aves; Coliiformes; Coliidae
Gene: CLIC4
Product: chloride intracellular channel 4
Exons: 6
Coding region: 97-858 (253 amino acids)
Source: RefSeq, a predicted model, not a curated record
CGCUGGGCCGGGCCGCGCCGCAGUCGCGCUCAGGGCGGGCGAGGCGAGCGGAGCGGCGGCGCCGUCCCGGCUGGCAGCGGCGGGCGAGGCUCAAGCAUGGCGCUGUCCGUGCCGGUCAACGGGCUGAAGGAGGGCGACAAGGAGCCCGUCAUCGAGCUGUUCGUUAAGGCUGGCAGUGAUGGUGAAAGCAUAGGCAACUGCCCUUUUUCUCAGAGGCUGUUCAUGAUUCUUUGGCUGAAGGGAGUGGUGUUCAGCGUCACAACAGUUGACCUGAAGAGAAAACCAGCAGACCUUCAAAAUUUGGCUCCAGGCACUCAUCCCCCCUUCAUAACUUUCAAUGGUGAAGUGAGAACAGAUGUGAAUAAAAUCGAAGAGUUCCUGGAAGAUGUUUUGGCUCCACCCAAGUACCUAAAACUUUCACCAAAGCAUCCCGAAUCAAACACUGCUGGAAUGGAUAUAUUUGCCAAAUUUUCUGCGUUUAUCAAAAAUUCCAGACCAGAAGCUAAUGAAGCCUUAGAACGUGGCCUCUUGAAAACCCUCCAGAAGCUGGAUGAGUACCUGAACUCUCCUCUUCCUGAUGAGAUAGAUGAGAACAGCAUGGAGGAUAUCACAGUUUCUACCCGCAAGUUUUUGGAUGGCAACGAGAUGACAUUAGCAGACUGCAACCUGCUACCCAAGCUACACAUUGUCAAGGUGGUGGCCAAAAAGUACCGCAACUUUGAGAUUCCGAAGGAAAUGGCGGGAAUUUGGAGGUACCUGACGAAUGCUUACAGCAGGGAUGAGUUCACCAAUACCUGUCCUGGAGACAAAGAAAUUGAAAUAGCUUACAGUGAUGUAGCCAAGAGACUCACUAAGUAACCAGCACUUGCAAAAGAGAUGACUUCUUGCAUAUUCCGUAACAACGCUUCUAACAGACUGCUCUUUUCAUAUAAGAUAGCAAUUUUUUUUGCAUGAACUUGCAGUUAUUCAAAGUUAUGGUGGAUAGACCAGGUACAGUAAUUACCUAAAGUUUGCAGACUUAAUUAUAGGCUUGUUUUUCCUUACCUCCUUUCACAGCAAGUUUGAAUAUCAUUAAUGCAGUUAUGUUAAUAUUGCACUGGGGUAACUCUAGAUUCUUCAGUAUGAAGGGUUGUCUUGCCCCUGCUGUUUUUCUUUGCAAACAUUUGGUCCCUGUCUACAAAUUGGUUUAGAACACUGUCUUGCUACAUGGUACAAGGAAUAUUUAUGUAUUUUGGAAUUUACUGCUUUUCCAGAAGAUCUGUUCACCAUUGUCAUACCUGUGACACGUUGAACUGUACCUGCUCGUCUAUCCUAUUUACAUAUAGAAGGGAACUUAUUAUCCAAAAGAGCCAUUUGCAGUAUAUUUGUUAAUGUUUUUAAAACUAUUGCUCUUGGGUUUAAUGUCACAGUAAUGGUUGAGAGUGGACUCAAAUGAAACUUGGAUUUGAAUGACCUCGGACAUCAGGGAAGUUGGAAUCUAGGCUUGAGUGCUGUAGCAGGAAGCUCGCAGUUCAGAGUUAGUGUUCAGUUAGUCUGCAGGAGCUCAGUGAGCUCAUAAAAACCCACUUAAAAAUAUUGGCAGCCUACAUUUGUCUCAAAUUCUGAGUUGCAGCAAACAGGUAAUUGUCAGGAUGCCCUUUACCACCCUGAAAACAGAAGAAUUGGAUGCUUGCCAUCUGUUCACCUUAAAAAUUGCAAGUGGCUUUCUUUUUGGUAGUUAAGAGCCUUUACUUUGUGUAGGUUUUUCUGGUGUUAUUUACUUAUAAAAUCUGUGCUGUUGUAAGUGAAGUACAUUUAAACAUUAGUGCCCUAGUUGGUAAACAGCUACUGUAUGUGGUGAAUAGCAGUGCAAUGAUUCGUGAUACGAGACUGAACAGUGAUCACUGUUAAAGUGGGAGUCUUUCUGGGAACUUUUAAAAUCAAUGUCUUUCCUGAAGGAGCUAAAGUGACCUUUAAAGAUAACAUUUGCCUUAAAUUUUAGUAUGUAUUUUUUCCUGAAAGGAAAUCUAUUAAUUACUCUCAUAAAGAACUGGUGUGUGGGAUCCAGUCCUUUGGAUUUGUCCCGACAGCUUGGCUGUGCACCUAGGCUGCAGCUUUGCAGAGUCGUAAUCAUUGCACUACUAUACAGAAUCUUUCUACAGCAACACUGAGGAAUAGCACUACAAUUUUUUUAAAAGCAAUUUUCAAGUUUUUCUAACCCAGGGAAUAGUUUUCUUGUUCAAAGUGAAUGGUUUUGAUGCACGAAAUAAACUGCUAGGUUAUUUUUAAAAGACCAUCAUAAACAACUCCAAAGAACACUAGACUUAAAUGCCUAUUUUUUUGUAAAGAUACUUUUAUAUUUAACUGAUUUUAGAAGCUGGAAAGUGCUAUUCCUGGUAGGUUGUUCUUGGAAUACCUAACAUCCUGCAAUAACAUGGUAAUGCUCACAUAAACACUUUUAUACACUAAUUUUUUUUUGGUAAGCACUGGCUUUAUGGAAACCAGCCUGACUUUUCUAAGCCUCCUGCUUUUGCUACUUUAUAUACCCAUGAAGCUAGUUUGACAUAGAAGAGGUAGAGUACAAAGUCCAUAUUUGUAUACAUGGCUUGUGGUGCCUUGUCUUGCCUUCCUAGACCUAGAAUUCCAAUAGAAAGGCAGUUAGCAAUCCUGUUCUGUGUCUUUUGAAGACAACCUAGAUACACUUAGACCCUAUUUUGAUUUCAGAGGGGUGUUUAGGCACGGAGGAAAAUUCUGCAGAGCGACCUGGUUAAGAAAAACUUACCUGUAGCCUUUUAAUAAUUAUUGUAUUCCAAUGUCACGUUCUCAUCCUGAAUAAAGUUUCUCAGCCAUAACAACACUCUGUAGGGGUUCAGUCUUUGCUACAACGUGACAUCUAGAAGAAUGACUUUCUUUUGCUAUUAGUUAACAUUUUUAAGGAGUAAAAAAACCCCAGCCCUGCUUGGUUUGGUGCUCUUUGCCAUGGUGGAGUUCACCUUUGAAAAGACAAAAUGCAGGAAGCAACGCGAUUGUGGGCAUAGCUUUGUUGAAUGCUUAACUCUGCUUUAAAACCCAGAUCGGGAUGGCGCUUGGAAGUUGUCUGAGGUUGUGGUGAUCAGGCCUUGCUCCUUUUAAAAGCAAAUCAGCCGUGGCAUGCAGGUUACUGCGUGAUCACACUCGCGUGCAGAACUGCAGCGUACGCUGCCUGCAUAUCAAUGCACACAAAGUACCAGGCUUCUUGUCUCUUACAGGUAAUAUAUUCUCUCUAGAUUUUAGGCAAUCUGCAAACAAUUGUAAUACAUCAUACUCAGCAUUAAGUAUUUUAAUGAUUGUGUCUGAAAGCUUGUAAACAAAGUUAAAGCUCUUGCUGUAGCUAAUGUAUUUCUUAUCUCAGUACAAUGCAGUGUUGAGCCUUUCCCUUCUAGGUGUAAUUCAAAUGAGGACCAGAUUAGCAGUUUUGAAGGCGGUUACCCUGUGAUGGCUGUUAACUGUCCUGUGUGGAAGGAGCUGGUAUCUUUUCGGCUUCCUAUUGCACAGUCGUGUUGUGGCAGAAGCUGUCCAGCCUCUUGCUGGCUUCAGCAGAGGCCGGGAAUCUAAUGGGGAGCGAGCAGCUUUCACCUCUGGAGGUGAUCCCAUCGGCGCAGCGAGCGAGCUGGGGUGGUGUGUGAAAGGCUCCGCGUCUGCUGCGGGCAGAGCACUUUCAUCUGGCCCCAAUCACCAGCGCUACAUUAAUUAAAAAAGCCCUUUCAUAACUAUGUAAAUUCUUGACUUCUGUCAACUUGUUUACAAUCUGAUCUUUAAAUGCAUUUUUAAUUUCAUCAAACAGCAAUUAAUCUACCCCCUGUUUAAAUUUAAAAUGAUGCUUCUAGCCCCUUCUACAAUUUAAAAACAGCAGUUACCCUUUCAAGUAGGCAUUCCAGUUUGCAAGUUGGUUGCAUGUAUUAGCAUGCUGAAUAACUUAACUUUAUUCUCAAGCUGAAAUAUGCUUAAAUUCCCAUUAAAACAGGUGAGUUGUGUAUUUCCCGAACAUAAAGGGAAAACCCAUCAUCUUCACCUUGCUUUUGUGUGGGAGAACAGAUCACAGUAUAUGCAUGAUUUUUCUUUCUUUUUGUUCCUUAACAAAGCUUUCCUUCUUGAAUAGAGUCCUUGUGUGUAAGAGCUGCCCGUUGAACAAGAGGCAUGUGAGCUUCUGAAACAAUUUCACGUGCUGGGAUCUCUGCUGCUCGCGCUGUGCCCGCGCUGGUGUCAGUGUCCCACACGGGCCGUCCUGGCCGUGCAGCUGGCACGCUGCCUUUUCCCAUAAAAUUGGUGUUUUUUCCACAAUGGGCAUGUCUAAACUGAUUGAGAGUUGUGUGCAGUUCCAUGAUAAGGAGAGAGAUGUAAUCAAGUUUUAAUGCUAAAGUAGCAAAUUAGCAUUUCGUAUCAAAGGAACACAGACAUGAAUAAAUUGAAGAUGCUUGAGCCAAACCCACUGAUUCCUAUCUCCAUGAAGAACAAAAAGUGGCUAAGUAUAGUCGACUUUUUUUUACUCUUUGCCACUCAGAGUACUAUCUGAACACAUCCAGUUUGUUCAGAGGAAGGCUUCAUCGCAAGUGAAAAGUGUUUAAUCUGCCUCAACCUGUGCCACCAUUACAUUUUGUUUCUGGAGGGGGUGUGUGGGGUGGGAGAUGAGUGGAGCAGAGUAGGAUCGAGACCCCCGAGACAGGAGCUCAAGAAUUGGAGCGUGGUUUGCAGAAAUACUUGAAGAGUCGAUACAGUUUGUUGUAGUUUGCUUAUGUCUUUCACUCUCUGGAACAUCUUUUACAGAUAUACCAGUAUACUGCUGGCAGCUAUUGUGAAAAAUAAAGUUAUAUUUUCACUACCAA